UCUCUUCAAUAUGUGGAAAACAGUAUUCCUGAUUUUCUUCACUAUGUUGACUCUGCGGGGCUUGGUAAAGGGGGCUCCUCUGAGACCAGAAGAAAAGUGGAAACCUUUGGACAACCCCAGGAACAGAGAUCUGUUUUUCAGAACACUCCAAGCUUAUUUUUCUGGGAGAGAUCUCAGGAAGUUUCCAGGAACUUUCUCUUUGAACAAUGAUGGAUCAAAGCCUGUUACUUUCUACUCGGAUCCCAUUGCUUCUGCAUUUGCAGAUUAUGAAGAAAGGAAAAAUUCUUUCCCAAAGUAUCUCAGAGGCUGAAAGAAACUGCUUAAAAAGGUAACUAUUAAAACCAAAUAAACAAGACUAAAAACAAAAUCCCAGUGGUG
Molecule: messenger RNA, 378 nt
Organism: Alligator mississippiensis (American alligator)
Lineage: Eukaryota; Metazoa; Chordata; Crocodylia; Alligatoridae
Gene: C4H2orf66
Product: chromosome 4 C2orf66 homolog
Exons: 2
Coding region: 11-310 (99 amino acids)
Source: RefSeq, a predicted model, not a curated record